AUGAGAUACCUCCCUCUUCUCUCCGUCUCGGCCCCAUUGGCCUCGGCCGGCACUGUCCUCUGGAGCGGCCUGUUCAACGAGAGUUACACGGUCGAGGAUUUCGAUAAAUGGUCCUGGUCCUCCCAACUCCCCCCAUACCAAUGGUACAUCCACGGCUCAGGCGACACCUCCUCCUACCUCGACGUCUCGCCAGACUACCAGAACCCGAAUUCUACUCUUGACGAGGCACAGGGAGUGAGGAUAACCAUCGACGACACGUCCAGCUGGAAUGGCCAGACGAUGAUGCGCUCGGAACUGAUCCCGCAGGUCGAAGGCGACGCGGAUCUCGGCUCCGGCAAACUGUUCUACCAUUUCUCCCUUAGUGUCAAGGAGGAGAACUUCCCGGUAGAAAGCCUGGAGCACCAGGUGGCGUUCUUCGAAAGCCACUUCACCGAACUCAAAUACGGAAACUCAGACUCCGAGCUGGCCUGGUACGCCGGCGGAUCCUCGCAGUGGACGACGCCGCUCGAAGCUGGAGUGUGGUACAACUUUGCGUACGGAAUUGACUUCGCCGCGGGUACGGUUUCCCUGUAUACCUCGACUGGCGGGGAGGACUUGAAGCAGGUUGUUGAGCCAGUCAGCGCGAGCGCGGAGACGAACUCGCAGGACUGGCACGUUGGACAGUUGAGGCUGGAUAAUGGGGAGUCUGGGGCUGCGGAGGACUGGUACUGGAGUGGGGUUUAUGUUGAGGAGGGGGAUAUUACUCUUGCUGUUUAG
Messenger RNA from Aspergillus puulaauensis, 756 nucleotides. RefSeq names its product glycoside hydrolase family 131 protein. The transcript has 3 exons. The record is from RefSeq and is a predicted model, not a curated record. Lineage: Eukaryota; Fungi; Ascomycota; Eurotiomycetes; Eurotiales; Aspergillaceae. Bases 1 to 756 code for a protein of 251 amino acids.